Molecule: messenger RNA, 3852 nt
Organism: Protopterus annectens (West African lungfish)
Lineage: Eukaryota; Metazoa; Chordata; Ceratodontiformes; Protopteridae
Product: acetyl-coenzyme A synthetase, cytoplasmic-like
Exons: 18
Coding region: 154-2196 (680 amino acids)
Molecular function (GO): acetyl-CoA synthetase activity; AMP binding
Source: RefSeq, a predicted model, not a curated record
UGCCCGUUGGAGAGCUGUGGCACUGGAGUGUCAGUGACAGCGCUUUACUGGAAACACAAGCCUGUCAGCCGGCGAGGUGGGCGGUGUUGAUAGCUCAGACUAAGCGUGAGGGUUAAGUCAUUGUCUCCCCCUUAUUUCUGUGGAAAAAGAAAAAUGGUCCCCGAAAGUGAACCCGGAAAAUCAACAGCAACAGAGGACCACGUCUUCUACCCUCCUCCAGAGCUGCGGACAGACGCGCAUGUCCCAGACCUUGAAACUUAUAAAACCAUGUAUAAGAAAUCUGUGGAAAAACCUGAAGAAUUUUGGAGUGAGCUUGCUAAGGAAUUUUACUGGAAAAGCUCACCAACUGGGAAGUUCCUGGAUUACAACUUCGAUGUGACCAAGGGAAAAAUAUAUGUUAAGUUUAUGGAAGGAGCAAUAACUAACAUCUGCUACAACAUAAUUGACAGAAAUAUAACAGAGAAAAAUCUGGGAGACAAGAUUGCAUAUUUCUGGGAAGGUAAUGACCCCAAUGACUGUUUAAGGAUUUCAUACAAAGACCUGCUAAAGCAUGUCUGCAAGUGUGCAAAUGUGUUGAAGAAACUAGGCGUGAAGAAAGGGGAUCGGGUAGCAGUUUAUUUGCCUAUGAUUCCAGAACUUCUCUACACAAUGCUGGCAUGUGCAAGAAUUGGUGCUGUCCAUUCCAUAGUGUUUGCUGGCUUCUCUGCAGAGUCCCUGUGUGACAGAAUUUUGGAUUCUCAAUGUGCCUACCUGAUCACUGCAGAUGGAUUUUUCAGGGGAGAGAAAAUGGUAAACCUUAAGCAGAUUGCUGAUGAGGCUCUGGAAAAGUGUAGAGACAAGGAGAACUUUGCUGUGAAGGCUUGUAUUGUGGUGAAACAUCUUGGAACUAGGCUGAAAAAAAUGAACAACUGCAAUCAACUACAGAUUUCUUGGAAUAGUGACACAGACUUGUGGUGGCAUGAUCUAAUGGCAAACGCUGCAGAGGUGUGUGAGCCAGAAUGGCUUUCUGUCGAAGAUCCACUAUUUAUCCUUUACACAAGUGGUUCUACUGGGAAACCAAAGGGUGUUUUGCAUACAGUUGGAGGCUACUUGCUUUAUACAGCAGCGACAUUCAAAUAUGUUUUCAAUUAUCAGCCGGAUGAUAUUUACUGGUGCACAGCAGACAUCGGAUGGAUCACUGGCCAUUCUUAUAUCACAUACGGACCUCUUGCAAAUGGUGCUACAAGUGUAAUGUUUGAAGGCAUUCCAGUCUAUCCUCAGGUAGACCGCUUUUGGGAAAUAAUUGAGAAGUACAAAGUGACCACGUUUUACACAGCCCCCACAGCAAUUCGAAUGCUAAUGAAAUAUGGAGAAGAACCAGUGAAAAAACAUAACCUGAAAUCUUUGAAAAUCCUAGGAAGUGUAGGAGAACCAAUCAACCCAGAAGCCUGGAUGUGGUAUUACAGAUUCAUUGGCAAUUCAAGAUGCCCAAUUGUUGAUACAUUUUGGCAAACAGAAACAGGUGGCCAUGUGAUGACUCCACUGCCUGCUGCAUUCCCACUGAAGCCAGGAUCAGCUACAUUACCGUUUUUUGGCGUAGUUCCUGCUCUCCUGAAUGAACAUGGUGAAGAGCUUCUGGGAGAAGCAGAAGGCUAUUUGGUCUUCAGUCAGCCCUGGCCAUCCUUAAUGCGCACUAUAUAUGGCAACCAUGAACGAUUCGAGAGCACCUAUUUUAGAAAGUUCCCUGGGUUUUAUGUUACUGGUGAUGGAUGUCGAAGGGACAAAGAUGGCUAUUACUGGAUCACAGGAAGGAUUGAUGACAUGCUGAAUGUCUCAGGCCAUUUGCUCAGUACUGCUGAGGUCGAGUCGGCACUCACCGAACACCUAGCUGUGGCAGAGGCAGCAGUUGUGAGUCGACCCCAUCCUGUGAAAGGUGAAUGCUUGUAUUGUUUUGUCACACUGCGAGAUGGACACGACUUAACAGAUGCAUUGACUACAGAGCUGAGAGCGCAUGUUCGAGAAAAGAUUGGACCUAUUGCCUCCCCAGAUUUCAUUCAGAGUGCCCCUGGCUUACCGAAGACACGCUCAGGUAAAAUAAUGAGACGUGUGUUGAGGCAGAUAGCCCGUAAUGAAAGAGAUUUGGGAGAUAUUUCCACUCUGGCUGAUCCAAGCAUCGUCGAAGUCCUCUUCAGUCAAAGAUGCCAAGCAGCUGCCUGAGUGCAUGUAUUACCUGCUCCUUCUUUCCACAUAUAACUUUAAAGUUCUGUCCUACAAUGCUGCAUUCUUUGAAAUGGAUUUACUUAGGGUUUUAUUGAUUUUUUUUAAGUAUGAAGAUACUCUGUAUAUAUCCUGAUUUUAGACAUUGAGAGAAUUCUGCGCAUGGCAUGUCUACUACUUGUAAUAUGCUUUAAAGCAGUAAUUAGACCUGCAGUCAGCAGUAUUACAAUCACUGUUUUCAUGAUGUAAAUAAUGUAAUUUGUCACAUGGGUUUGGUUUCUCAGUUAUGCUGAUGACAUUGUUAUAAGGGUAUGUUUUGUUCAUUCCUUAAUCCCGUAUGCUUGAAAUCAAAUUAAGCCAUCCCUGCAUUAAAUUGUUAUAGCUGUGAGCAGUGUAUCAGUAACUAUGGCAUGUAAGCUCCUUAGCAGCUGGCAUAAGAAUUAAUUUUUUGUGAUCUGUUUGAACUGCUGUUAAAGUUGUCUCCUCUCAGAAAGAUAUGAGGCCUUCAGUACACAAUAAUGUCAAUAUUUGAGCAGGAAUGGCGUAAACCAGUGAAUUAGCACAGAUGUGCAUCAGUUGUAACGUAGAUGAGUUUAAACACUUUGCAGGAUAGUCUCACAGAAUAACACAUAUUGUCUAUUGGCUUGUUUUUACUAACUGUUAUUAUUGUAGCCUGAAUUCAGUUCUGUCUAUCAGUAAUUGGGGUCGCUCAACCAUGCUACAGACAGCUCAUCUACUGUUAUGACUUCCUUUACAUGACAUCAUAUCACAGCAGUCCCAGCCUUUUUCUUAUUUUGUACAUGGGGUCAGGGUAUCACAGUGACCAUCGGCUAGAACCAGUGCUCACACCACUGGGUGGCUAGCUCUGCUGUGAUAAAACUGCCUUUACCUGUUUUGCUUUUAUAGUCAUCCAUAUAAUUAUUUAUUUUUUAAUUUAUUUGUUAACUGUGAAUUGGUCCAUUGUGGGCCCUUUUCAGCCACUACCUGGACAACAAGGGCAAAGAUAAUUGCACUGUGUAUAUGGGCACUUUGGAAUACCCAGUUAGCUGACUUGUUUGGAAAAUAGGAGACAGAAUACCUGGAGAAUACGCUAACUCCAUACAGUGACUGGGGGUUAGGAUUGACCCUCAGAGCUGUAAAACAGAACUCAACCACUGAGACACAUUUCUGCAUUGCAUGAAGUAUGUGAAAUAGGUUUGACUGUGUUUGGCUAGUAUCACUUCAGAAGGGAAGUGGUACUGUUAUGUUGCGAUAUGCAGUGACAUCAUUACCUGAAUGACAGCCAUUACUUAGCACUUUAUACAUCCUGUUUGUAACCUUCUAAUGAGAGAGGUCAUUGUGACCUCAAGUCUGCAGAGUCUGUAUUGGAAAUAUUGUCAUUACAUUGUUGAGGCAGCAUUCCUUCAUUUAUUUUUACUUUUUACUGAAAUUCAGAUUUGCAUAUUACAUAGUUUCUUGAUUAAGAUGGUCCUAGUACAAGUGUUUCCUCAAGUAAUGGUAAUGUUUCUGGUACCUUGUUUCCUUAAUUUAAAUGACUGUGACAUCACAAGUGAGGAUCUUUGCACCAUGUGAGCAAGAGGAAACCAUGUGGUGUAAAGAAAGUCAAUAUUCAAUCAUACUGCUUUUUUUAUAAUAAAACCAAUGGAAAUGAAAACA